GUGUAUUCCUCUGACGGGACACCUCUCUCUAUCUUUCUCUCUCUCUCCUGCACACCAACUUAGGGGUGCAAGUCUGUCCUUCUCCUGCACCUACUUCAUCUCGACAUCGGUCUUGGCUGUGACCCAUCACUACAGUCAUGGCACCCAAAAAGAACAAGACCGCUAAGAAGAACAAAGCUGAUAUCAAUGAAAUGACAAUUAUGGUAGAGGACAGUCCCACCAACAAAAUCAAUGGGCUCAACACUCUCCUGGAAUGUGGAAAUGGCUUUAGUUGUAUCUCAACGGAGGUCACCGACCCCGUCUAUGCACCAAAUCUCUUGGAGGGUCUUGGCCACAUGAGGCAAGACAGCUUUCUCUGCGAUCUGACUGUCGCAACCAAGUCCAAGUCUUUUGAAGUUCACAAGGUUGUGAUGGCUUCUUGCAGCGAGUACAUCCAAGCAAUGCUCAGGAAGGAUCCAUCCCUCAAGAAGAUCGAGCUCAGUGAAUUGUCCCCGGUUGGUCUGGCUACAGUCAUCACAUAUGCCUAUUCUGGAAAACUCACCUUGUCGCUCUACACAAUUGGUAGCACCAUCUCAGCAGCCUUGCUGUUGCAAAUCCAUACUUUGGUGAAGAUGUGCAGCGAUUUCUUAAUGCGGGAGACUAGCGUGGAAAACUGCAUGUAUGUUGUGAACAUCGCCGAUACUUACAAUCUGAAAGAGACGAAAGAAGCGGCUCAGAAGUUCAUGCGGGAGAACUUUAUUGAGUUCUCCGAAAUGGAACAGUUCCUAAAACUCACCUACGAGCAAAUCAGCGAAUUUCUCACGGACGACUCCCUUCAAUUGCCUUCUGAGCUCACGGCUUUCCAGAUCGCGAUCAAGUGGCUGGACUUCGAUGAGAAGAGGCUGAAGUACUCUCCCGAUCUCCUGUCCAACAUUCGCUUUGGAACGAUCUUACCUCAGGACCUUGUCAGUCACGUACAAAACGUUCCCAGGAUGAUGCAAGAUUCUGAGUGCCACCGUCUUUUGGUGGAUGCCAUGAAUUACCACCUGCUGCCAUUCCAGCAGAACAUCUUGCAAUCCCGAAGAACCAAGGUCCGCGGAGGCCUACGAGUUCUGCUCACGGUGGGUGGACGGCCUGCGCUUACCGAGAAAUCCCUCAGCAAGGACAUUCUCUACAGAGAUGAAGACAAUGUCUGGAACAAGCUCACGGAGAUGCCCGCGAAGAGCUUCAAUCAGUGCGUGGCUGUUUUGGAUGGGUUCCUUUACGUGGCCGGUGGAGAAGACCAGAACGAUGCAAGGAACCAAGCAAAACAUGCCGUCAGCAAUUUCAGCAGAUAUGACCCCCGAUUCAACACGUGGAUCCACCUGGCUAACAUGAUUCAGAAGCGCACUCAUUUCAGCCUCAACACCUUCAACGGCCUCCUGUUCGCUGUAGGGGGACGCAAUUCUGAGGGCUGUCAGGCGUCCGUCGAGUGCUACGUUCCCUCAUCGAACCAAUGGCAAAUGAAAGCUUCAAUGGAAGUCCCUAGAUGUUGCCAUGGCAGCACAGUUAUCGACGGCAAGAUCUUGGUUAGCGGCGGUUACAUUAACAACGCCUACUCUCGCGCCGUGUGUUCUUACGACCCGUCCACCGAUAGUUGGCAGGAUAAGAAUAGCCUGAGCAGCCCGAGAGGAUGGCAUUGCUCGGUGACCGUCGGAGAUCGCGCUUACGUUAUCGGCGGAAGCCAACUCGGCGCGCGUGGCGAACGGGUAGAUGUCUUACCGGUUGAGUGCUACAACCCUCACUCGGGCCAGUGGAGCUACGUCGCCCCCUUGCUGACGGGAGUGAGCACAGCAGGUGCUGCCACCUUGAAUAGCAAGAUUUACCUCCUGGGUGGAUGGAACGAGAUUGAGAAGAAGUAUAAAAAAUGCAUUCAGGUGUUUAACCCCAAUCUUAACGAUUGGACUGAGGAUGAUGAAUUGCCCGAGGCUACGGUCGGUAUCUCAUGUUGCGUUGUCACCAUCCCCACACGCAAAACACGAGAGUCGAGGGCCAGCUCUGUUUCAUCCGCACCGAUUAGUAUAUAAGCUGCGAGAGAGAGCAGUGGGGAAAUGUUGCGAGUUGUAAUUGAGUAUGAUUUUUUUAUUACUAUUUGUUAAAGGUCAGCCUUUCUCACAGAUGCCAAGAUUGUCAGUUCAUAGGAAUCUCGGGAAUGGUGAAUGUCAAAUCACAACAUAGCAGGGGUGUAACGAUACACAGAAGUCACGGUUCGGUACGUACCUCGGUUUUGAGAUCGCGGUUCGAUAUGAGUUUGGUACGUUU
This is a messenger RNA of Rhinichthys klamathensis goyatoka, 2280 nucleotides long. RefSeq names its product kelch-like family member 31 (gene klhl31). The transcript has 3 exons. Bases 138 to 2045 code for a protein of 635 amino acids. Lineage: Eukaryota; Metazoa; Chordata; Actinopteri; Cypriniformes; Leuciscidae. Gene Ontology annotation, biological process: negative regulation of protein phosphorylation. Gene Ontology annotation, molecular function: protein binding. The record is from RefSeq and is a predicted model, not a curated record. Gene Ontology annotation, cellular component: nucleus; cytoplasm.